Thelazia callipaeda (thelaziosis nematode) is the source of this 1209-nucleotide messenger RNA. NCBI's taxonomy places the organism in Eukaryota, Metazoa, Nematoda, Chromadorea, Rhabditida, Thelaziidae. The record is from the annotation of a GenBank genome assembly.
AUGGAAAGGUUGAUAUGCUCUGUGCAGACAUAUGCCUGGGGAUCACGUGGAAGCAAAAGUGUAGUCGCAAACCUCAAACAUUCCGCUGAUCAAGAAUUUGUGAUCGAUGAAGCUAAACCUUAUGCAGAACUAUGGAUGGGUGUACAUGCAAAUGGACCAUCGAAAAUUGCAUCAAAUGGCAAACUUUUGUCAGAAGUAAUAAGUAAAUCACAAUCUCUUCUAGCAGAUCAUGAAAAUGGAACUCUGCAGUUUUUGUUCAAAAUAUUAUCAGUAAAUCAAGCAUUAUCAAUACAAAGUCAUCCAGACAAAAAUAAAGCAAAAAUACUGCACGAACGUGAUCCAACACAUUAUCCUGAUGCUAACCACAAACCAGAAUUAGCUAUUGCUUUAUCCAGUUUUCAGCUAUUAAGUGGUUUUCGUCAGUCGCAUGAAAUCUAUGACAAUAUCAAAAGUUUUCCAGAGCUCGAGAGUUUAAUAAAUUCAAAAAGUGCUAUUGAAAUUCUAAAAAGUGGUAAUAUCGAUGAAAAACGAGUGGCUCUAAAAAAAAUAUUCUCCGAGUAUAUACGUUCAUCAAAUGAAAAUGUGCUAAAAGCUGUAGAGCAAUUGUAUGAACGUCUUAAAAAAAUUAAUUUGUUACUUUCUAUUGCAGAAAAUAAUCGUUGCACGCUUGAAGAAUUACUUGUUCGAUUAAAUAGUGAAUAUCCUGGUGAUGUUGGUAUCUUUGCACCUCUUUUCUUAAAUUAUUUUACGCUUGAACGAGGUGAAGCAGUAUUUAUGGGACCAAAUUCUCCACAUGCAUAUCUUUUUGGAGAUUGUGUUGAGUGUAUGGGUUGUUCAGACAAUACAGUUCGUGCUGGACUGACACCAAAAUUUAAGGAUGUCGAUACACUUUGUUCUGAUCUAACAUUUGAAAUGAUCGAACCACCACAUUUUUUCCCCAAAACGAUCGCUACCGGUAUUAGAGAAUAUGCUCCGCCGGUUUCAGAGUUUGCUGUUCAUGAAAUUGGAAGCAGUGCAAAUGAAUUGUCAAAUGUUGGUGCUAGUAGCAUUAUUAUCACGGUGAAGGGGUCAACUGAAAUGCACACUGAUGCGAAGAAAUUUAAUGCCAAGCGAGGUGAAGUAUACUUCAUACCCGUCAAUGUACCCCAUGUACUCAUCAAACCAUCCGCUGACUUUUUAGCUUACCGAGCAUUUACUCCUAAAAGAUAG